AUGAUCGCCAAUCUGCCGUUACUUUUAGCGAACGGCAACCCUAGGGCAUUAUCAACUAUUUCAGCAGCCGAGCUCGAGAAAUUCAUAACGUUUAUGGUGACUUGUUCCUGGGGCCACGACACUGCCAAAGACAUCCGCCAGCCACCUUGGUGGCCACAAGACGUAGAAUUUUCGCAUCCUUUUAUGAAACCGUUGGUAGUGCCAGAGGAUUGGGAAGCACGAUUAAAGAAUCUAGUGAGAAAAUGUUACGAUUAUCACAAAAGCACUUUUUUACUAGUGUUCUCGGCACAGCUUGCACGGUACCCACAGAAGAGGCUAAGGUACGUCGACAAUCGUGAUCACACCACCUCCCUUUAUUAUAGGCCUAGUGGACGUCUACUUGCGACUUUUAGAAAUGAAAACUUAUACUAUGAUAGGAGAGAGUUAAUUAAAAAAGAAGAACCACUGGUGAAGUCUGCUGAUAUAUAUCUGUGUGACAGUUGUGACAGCCAUUUUGACAAUUUAGACAUAUUAGAAGCCCACGAGAGGCUGUGCAACAAUGACAGUGUGCCUUCUGGUACAUGUAGUGGUGGUUUAUCAGAAUUUCUUUCAGCUUUAAAACUGAAACCUACACAGGAGAGCGGAGAGGGGGCUAAUGUUAAAAAUAUUGAAGAGGAUACAAAACCAAAAAAUACUAGAACAGCUGCCAAUAUUGAUAGAGGUCCACCUUAUCCUUUCUCUUCUUUGGCUUAUAUGAGGAAUGCUAAAACACACAUUCAGAGGGAUAACACCUAUGCAAGAGAAAGAAUUGAGAGGUACUGUUGUACAUCUACUCUUUUUAACAAAAAUGUAGCUAGUAAAAGUAGAAAUAAUCAGUUUCCUAUUAGAUACAGGAGACCUAUAGACUAUUGGCACCGUACCCACACAUUUCCUAACCAGAGAAAUAAGGAAAUACUUGAUUUGAAAGGCCAACUUCUUUUGUUAAAGUGUAAGCCGAUAUCUGUAAAUAUUGAAAGGAUGUCAGCGAAGAGUAUUCAGGACUACAUUGAGAAGCUACAGAAAGAAGCAGAAAGUAAAAUGCAUUGUAUAGAAGAAAAGGACAUAGUGUAUGUUGAUGGGUUGGACUUAGACUCACCAAUGGAUGUAGAUAUGAAAAGUUCUGACCCACUUAAGAGAUUAGAUAAUGACUGUGAAGUGAUUGACUUGUGUUCAGAUGAUGAGACUCCUAGUGGGAAUGAGAAUUGUGAUCCCAGAGCUGGGAUCACAUGUGUGAUGCGUGGUGGUGCUGUGUUACGGCGCACUGCUGCAACACCACAUGCACUGCCAGCAGAGCCCUGUGGUGCACGUCAGCGCCCUCUACCUACUCUACAGCAUCUGCCCUCUGCUAUCCUGCAACCACAUCCUGUGAUCCUUAUUACACAUACUCUGAACAAUUUACAAACUAUAUCCAUAGAUUGA
Parnassius apollo (apollo) is the source of this 1437-nucleotide messenger RNA. The record is from the annotation of a GenBank genome assembly. Lineage: Eukaryota; Metazoa; Arthropoda; Insecta; Lepidoptera; Papilionidae.